CUUUUCGCGCUAACGGUCAUCGAACGUCGCGAGGCCCACAUCGCACGCAACUCGGAUCGAGGGGAGGACAUCAACGCAGUCGUCGAGCUUUUCUUGACAGAGAUCUUUUAUUUAUAGGUACAUACAUUUCGCUUGUAGAUUCGUUUUUUAAUCCUUUUCUGAGUGAAAGAUUCAUGAGGUAGCUUUAUUAGCACGUGAAAGCAACUGCGGAAAAUCAGUGGCUGCGACUUUUCUAGAAGAUUUUUUCGAGUGAAUUUUCUCGUGACGUUUUUUUGUUUUUGCGACUGGCUCGUUAAUUGUUGAGAGAAAAGAGCUCGAACGGCAUCUCCUGGAUGAUCGAUUUCAAUUUUGCGGAUUUCUUCUUUUACAAGGAAACUACUGCUUCAUAAUGACCGAAUAUCGGAGAGGAAGUGCUUCAACAAUAGCAAGCAGUACAUCCGAUGCAUCGACAAUCUCUAGUGAUUGUCAAAUAACAGUAAGAUUGUUGGAGUUGAUGCACAAAACUGAGUACGAGCUGGUUCAAGAAAAUGGACAAAGGCGAUUGACAGCACCAGAGCUUACGAAAGAGCACAGAGAGCACAUCAAAGGUUCUGAAGUUUUUCUAGGAAGAUUGCCACGAGAUUGUUACGAAGAUGAAUUGAUGCCAGUUCUUGAGAGAGCAGGACGUUUAUUGGAACUCAGAUUGAUGCUUGACUUCUCUGGCACUACGCGUGGCUAUGCUUUUGCACUUUAUCAAGAUGCAAAAACUGCUCGGAAAGCUGUCACAAUGCUUGAUGGUUAUCAUAUCAGACCUGGACAUCCAAUUGGUGCUGUGAAAUCAGUUGAUAAUUGCAGAUUGUUUUUUGGAGGAGUCCCAAAGGAUAAAUCAAAGGAAGAAUUCAUGGAGGAAUUAAGCAAACUUAUGGAUGGCAUUGUUGACAUCUACUUGUAUCCCAAUGCUCAAGAUAAAACCCUUAACAGAGGUUUCAUAUUUGUGGAGUUCAAGGAUCACAGAUCUGCAGCAAUGGCUCGUCGAAAACUUAUUCCUGGAAGAGUUCUUUUAUGGGACCAUGAAGUUGCAGUUGAUUGGGCUGAUCCUGAACCUGGAGAACCAGUUGAUGAAGAUAUCAUGGAAAAUGUUACAGCACUUUUUGUGAGGAAUCUUGCAAUGAAUAUGCCCCAGCAAAAGAUCAGAGAAAUUUUCCAAAGAACCACGAAUAUACCUAUCUUGAAACUGAAGAAAAUCAAUCAUUUUGCUUUUGUUCACUAUGAAAGUCGUGAAUUAGCCGAGAAAGUUAUGCAAAUUAUGACCCAACCUGGCAGUAUAGCUGAUUUAGAACAAUGGGAAAUUCGCUGGGCAAAACCAAUUGGUCCUAUAAAGCAAGCAGAAAGACAGCGUUGUAUUAAUGAAGCUAUUUCAGAGUCAAGACAUCAAAAAGAUGUUAAAGUCAAAAAAAUAGUUAAGAAGCAGUACUUGAAAACAGACGAACCAAACCAGCACUAUGCGCAAGAAGCUCUUGAUUUGCAGUAUGUGACAAUCCUCACUGACUUUGUUGCUAAAACAUUGCAAGCUAUGUGUUCGUUUGAAUGCUUGACAAGCUCUCAACCACCUGGAUUUAUUCACAAGAUAACAAUCUUCAGAGAUAAUAUAUUGAUAUUUGAAGACUUUGGUACCGUUCAACCUACUAAACAACAAUCUUUAAAUUGUGUAGUUUCAAUAGUUUACCAAAAACUAAAAUCUGCAUAUGAGUACAAUGUCUACCAUCACAUGUACCCAUCUCCGAUUGUUAACGACAUUUCUGCACAAAUGAUGCAUUUAAAUGUGAGUGAUGAUAGAAGCAACCAGCAGUUAAGUAAUGCCUACUAAAUUUAUCGUGCUACCAGGAUUAGCGACGAAUUUUAUUUUUUUACGUAAUUUUGAAAUAGUUAUUGGCUAUAAUUGGCUUUAGGGGAAUUCUAUGAAAAGAUUUUAAGUGUAACUUAAAACCUUGGGUGAAGAUUAUACAAAAUGAUAUAUGACAAAUUUCAUAUAAAUUGAAAAGAUUCUAUUGAUAAAACUUGCGAUGUUGGGACUAUAUAUACACAAUCGAAUGCAUUUCAAUUUAAAAAUUUCACUCAAAUACAUGAAUGCCAAACUUGAUUGAUUUCAUUCAAACAUUCCUCGAUUUUUUAAAUUAUUCAUUGAUUGCUCUCAUCAUCUUAAUUUAAAUUUUUAGAGUUCUAUAAUACUAUUAAAGAAAUCAGUGCUGCGAUUGUGGAUCUACAUAUUCAAAAUUUCGUAAUAUAAAAAUAUAAAGAAAGAUUCAAUGAAUAUUGAGGUAGAGAAAAAAUCAAAUGCUUACUCAAUUUUUUGAAAUAUCUAUAAACGCUGAGGGUUUAUUUGCUUGAUGAUUUACGUAGUGAUAAAAUAUAUUUAUGAAAUCAUUAAUUUGAUAUACAAUUUGAAUAAUCUUUAAAACUGAUCUAAAAAGCAAAUGAUGAAAUUACAUAAUUUUCUAAAUUUUUAUGUGAAAUAUUCAAUGAUUAGUCUCCACAUUGCUAAGUUUUUUUUCUUGACGUAGACUGAAAAAAUCAAAAAGCAUAAAUGUAAUAUGCUGUAAACAUAACCGUUGAUUUUCGGAAGAUAAAAUUGCUAUGCAAUCAUAUAUUUAUACGAAGUUGUUUAAAACUGUAAAGAUUUCUUAGCUUUCAUAUAUGCAUUAUUAACUUUUAGAAAGUUUACAAAAGACUUCAUGCUUUCAAGCAAUGAAUUUUAGUACAAGGAUCAAAGAAGAAAAAAAGUUUUGGAUGUAUUUUUGUUGUAAAAUGUAAUUGUCUUACGUUCAUAACAUUUUAUAAUUAUUUUAACGAGACACGUUUGAUUACGUUGAACAUAAGUGUUUGUUGGCUGGGCUAAUAUGUUAACAGCCGGUUUAAUCAUUGUUAAAAAUAACUUUUUUUUAGUUCUUGUAACUUUUUAACUGUAAUUGUUUUGGCUAUAUCAUAGCCUACGUGUUUGUACUUUUUAUGUAGUAUGUAUGAAUAAAAUAAAUUAUUUGAAAUUCGCUAGCAA
Messenger RNA from Nasonia vitripennis (jewel wasp), 3031 nucleotides. Its product is annotated as probable RNA-binding protein 46. The transcript has 8 exons. NCBI's taxonomy places the organism in Eukaryota, Metazoa, Arthropoda, Insecta, Hymenoptera, Pteromalidae. Gene Ontology annotation, cellular component: nucleus. Bases 389 to 1846 code for a protein of 485 amino acids. The record is from RefSeq and is a predicted model, not a curated record. Gene Ontology annotation, molecular function: mRNA binding.